Messenger RNA from Aspergillus nidulans FGSC A4, 882 nucleotides. Its product is annotated as cyclin-dependent protein kinase regulatory subunit CKS1. Bases 1 to 441 code for a protein of 146 amino acids. The transcript is spliced from 4 exons. Gene Ontology annotation, molecular function: cyclin-dependent protein serine/threonine kinase regulator activity; protein kinase activator activity. Gene Ontology annotation, cellular component: cyclin-dependent protein kinase holoenzyme complex. The record is from RefSeq and is a predicted model, not a curated record. Lineage: Eukaryota; Fungi; Ascomycota; Eurotiomycetes; Eurotiales; Aspergillaceae.
AUGGACAUUGACCCAAGCCGGAGGAACAAGAAGCCUCGCCCUUUGUUGGAAUCCGAGCGUGAGCGACUGGACGAGUUCAUCGACUCUAUCCAUUAUUCAGCAAGAUACUCUGAUGAUCAAUUUGAAUAUCGCCAUGUCCAGCUGCCGAAGAACAUGCUGAAAAAAAUACCUGCCGACUACUUUGACAGUUCCAAAGGGACCCUCAAAUUAUUAUGGGAAGAAGAGUGGCGAGCUCUUGGUAUCACACAGAGUCUGGGCUGGGAACAUUACGAAGUUCAUGAACCAGAGCCGCAUAUUCUUUUGUUCAACGUUUACACGGGCGUCGACAGUCCAGACACCGAGGAAGAGCCAUCUCGACGUGCCGCUAUCCAAUGCACAUUAGAAUGCUCCCGGCAAUUCAAAACUCCGUGCAAUGAGUUCGAUAAAUGGAAUAUGGUAUGAUUCAUAUAAGCAAGAUCUCUCGUAUGUCGGCUAAAGCGUGAGGGUCGUUAAAAAUCAUUUUGUCCUUCUCCAUUGCCUUUACUUUGGGCCUGAGGAUUUUCAAUUUACGUUCGGCCAGCCAUUACUCCCACCGAGUAGCGGUGGAACUGCUAAUCCCUGGUUCUUCAAUGUCCUAUAACCUCAAAGUCAGUGCUUUACGAGGCACUCGGGACUUUUAGGCUUAGGUAUCGCACAUUGAGAUACGCUGUUGGAGAGAUAUGAACUCCACGACUUGACUUGCCCUGUGCUCGGUGUUAGUUGCGACUCUCAGAAAGGACGCUAAGUACAUACUUUGACCAUUAACUUUAAAUCAUUCGUGAUCUUAUUUCCGGUGUUCAACUUUCCACCCUUUCCGGACUCUCGGGAAUUAUCAGCAGUCUCUGAAUAGAUUUUCACAUAUAC